Strongylocentrotus purpuratus (purple sea urchin) is the source of this 3107-nucleotide messenger RNA. RefSeq names its product carboxypeptidase D. Gene Ontology annotation, molecular function: metallocarboxypeptidase activity; zinc ion binding. Bases 261 to 1682 code for a protein of 473 amino acids. Gene Ontology annotation, biological process: proteolysis. Lineage: Eukaryota; Metazoa; Echinodermata; Echinoidea; Camarodonta; Strongylocentrotidae. The transcript is spliced from 7 exons. The record is from RefSeq and is a predicted model, not a curated record.
AAUUUAGCAUCUCAUUUUCGUACCAUUAGCUCGGGUACACCGUACAGCACUGCUCCACCGCGGCGCCGUCGGCCUAGCUAGCGCUCGUAUCGCGAUCGUACUGCGCAAUUGCAUUCUCGCAGUAAUAACAUUUUAUUUGUACACACGGGACACGACCUUCGUUCCUCAGAAGCAGCUGUUAGUGUAAAUCAUUCUUUUAAAAUCAUUGUCGCUCUCAAUCACCAUCACUGUUGUUUCUAAACGUUCACAGGUCCUUCACAAUGACCUUAUUAUUGGCCUUAUUGGCGGUCUUGCCAUUUUUUUCGUCGGUUUUGGGAGAGCCGAUAACAGCGACAAGUGAGUUCCCCGGAUCAGACUAUCAAUGGGAACAUCAUGAUCAGGAGGCUCUUUAUCAGAUAUUGAGAGACACAAACGAAGAAUGCCCCGAAAUUACAAGGAUUUAUUCCGCUGGAGAAAGUGUUGAAGAAGAGGAUUUAUGGGUUAUCGAAAUAUCUGAUAAUCCUGGUAAACAUGAAGUUGGUGAACCUGAAUUCAAGUACAUCGGCAACAUGCACGGCAACGAGGUCGUAGGUCGUGAGAUGCUUCUUCUGUUGAUCCCGUACCUGUGUAAGAACUAUGAGACGGAUCCUGACAUCAAGUGGCUUGUAGACAACACCCGAAUCCACAUCAUGCCAACCAUGAAUCCUGAUGGCUACGCUGCCGCCCUUGAACAGUUGGAGGAAAGAGGAGAAAACGCCUGGUCCACGGGCAGAGCCAAUGCGCACGAAGUAGAUCUGAACCGAAACUUUCCCGAUCUGGAUCGCAUCAUCUUCGGUCGGAGAGCUGACCGGUUCCCAAGGAGACAUGGCCUCAACAACCACAUCACCAGUCACGUAGACCCAAGACAGUUGGAGCCGGAAACCCGGGCCAUCAUGUCGUGGCUACAGGAGUACCCCUUCAUUCUGUCCGCUAACCUACACGGUGGCGAUAUCGUUGCCAACUACCCCUACGACUCCAGCCACGACGGCAAAGCCAACUACGAGGCCUCGCCCGACGACCAAGUCUUCCGACAGGUAUCUCUUGCCUACGCAACGCCACACCCGGUGAUGUCCGACCCGAACCGCGAACAGUGUGACAUUGGGGGUGAGGAUGCCUUCAAGAAAGGCAUCACAAAUGGCGCCGAUUGGUACCCCCUCAAAGGAGGUAUGCAGGACUACAACUACCUCCAUACCAAUUGCUUUGAGAUCACCAUUGAAUUGAGCUGCAAGAAGUUCCCCUCUAAUCCUAAUGACUAUGAAGAGUUCUGGGGAGACAACAAACAGUCUCUGCUCGACUACAUCCGACAGGCACACAGUGGUAUCAAGGGCACAGUGACAGAUGAGAAUGGAGUUGGAAUUGAUGACGCCAAAAUCAAAGUUUGGGAACUAACUGGGCCAGCAUCUGAAGAACAUUACAUAGAUCAUGACAUCACAACAGCCGAUGAUGGCGACUUCUGGAGACUUCUUGUCCCCGGUACCUACAAGGUGGAGGCUGAGGCGUGCGGCUUUCACGCUGUGAACAAGACGUGCACCGUCGCCGAGCCAGGGACCAACGUGGAGGCCAGCGAUUGCAGCUUCCAGCUAGAAGAAGAUAAUAGCACCGAGGGCUGCUCGAUAGAAGAACUGGAGAGUUUCCUCAUGAAUCGACUUUAUCCCACCUACUAAACCCCUUUGCCCCUCAUCACAAUCCAGAUUAACCCUGUGAAGGUUUAAUGUGAUUGCUUCUUUCUCUGUUUAUUUUUGAAGAUUUUUUUUUUUUUUUUCUGCUAGAGAUGAAAGAAAGCAAUAAUCCAAUUAGUCAGUGAUAUGUAUAUAUUGAUUAUUCCAAAUAUCAUGUCACUAUUUUUUAUGAAGAGAGUGCAUUCCACUGCUAUGAAGUAGACAUGUCGUAACAUAUGUAAUAAUUGUAUUUUCACAUAUUAUAUAAUUAAUACAUUUUCCUUCUCUCUCUCUCUCUGUCUCACUCUUUCUCAUGCUCACUCACUCUUUCUCUAUCACUCUCUUCAGUUCACUUCAACUCAGUUUUAUUUUUUUUGCUCCUUUUUUUCUUAAUUCCCUAAAACUUGUCCAUUAUAUCUUGCAAGUACUGUAAAUUUGUGUAUGUUUCAGUCUUGUAACUUUCCUAAAUCAUUGGUGGGAUGUUUUGCGAUUCAAUUUCUUUCGAUUUUUCCCCUUAUUUUGUAGCUAUGGACCAAUUUGAUGUUCAGAUAAACCUGAUAAGGCGUGUAUAUCAGUAAAAAGUGUGCUACAAGAAAAAUGUAUAAGGAACAUCGUUAAAUAUCAAAGAUUUUUUGCUCUAUUUAAUAAAAACAGAUUAAAUUGUGACAAAGUUAUAUCACCAUGAUAUAAAUGCAAAAAUACUUAACUGCCCAUGUGGCAUUUGCAUUAUGAGUAGGCCUAUGUGCUUGAGAUGGUGGACUUUAAAAUUCAGUACUCUUGAUACGAUCGGAUGUGUCCAAAAAUAUGUAACUACUGUAUACAUAGUAAAAGUAAGUGUAUCCAGUAGAGUAUUUUUAUAUAAUUGCCGUCUACAUGGAAAUGCUUGCUUAGGAGCAUUUAUAGAAGUCCAAUCAUUAUGGUUUUUGUUUUUUUCUGUUUUUAAUCAAGGUGAUUCUACUAUAUAAUUAGUACUAGGGCUUUGAUUUCAAGAUACAUGUACGAAUAUCUUUCAUUCAGCUCGAGUCCAAACAUACAUUCCUCUUCACUGCUGGAAGUAUGUAAAUUGUAUUCAAGUAUCUUCAAACACGGUAUAUUCUUUCAUUUUCUUUCAAUCAAUCAGGGAAAACUAACACAAAACAAACUAACCAACUACAUGUAUUCAAUUUAAGUUGCAUGCCAUGAUGAGUGUGGAUUAUUUUAAAGGAAAUGGUGGUUGGAGAAUUUGCGAAAAAUGAGUUUCAAAUCCUGAAUACCGGUAGUUCAUGAUGUAGGAGCAAUUGUGAUUGUUGACACUCAUGCAAGAGGUCAUGGGUUUAAUCAUUUGCUUUCUGCUUUUAAAGCUUAUCUGAACUAGUUUGGCCAGGAGGAUUAGACCUCCCUGCAAGGUCACUGACAGGUGGUUAUCUCAUCAAAUCAGCUCUCAAUUACAUA